AUGUUCUGUAUCGUCCUCGUCACCCUGCUCUCUGCCUGUGUGUUGGCUGAUGGUGAGUCAUAGUUUAAUUGAAUAUCUUCAAGCCGAAAAAACACAUUUCAGAUCUGAUUUGACUUUUUAAAAUGUUUGAAAAAGUUUGAUUGAGAGGCACAUAUUAUUUUGCAUAGAUGUUAGCAGAUCUGAAAAAUUAUUGCUACAUAGGCAUGGGCAUACAUACUGCUAAGUCACCUCUGUAAAUAAGAAUUCAUUGAAGUUGAAAGGAAACAAUACUGAUGAAAUUCUGUCAAAAGAAAACCGUUAUUUAUAGAAAUGACAAUUUCCUUUCCUCUUAAUGUUGACAUAUUGACUUCUAUUUGCAUUUCCUGUGUCCACAGUCCAGCCUUCGUACUACUCCUUCUCCCCAUCAGUGGGUUCAGGAAGUGGCACCUCGUACAGCCUGACAGGAGAAGGCAGGAUCACAGCUAUCAGAGUGUGGGAAGUCUACAGCAAGUACAUCUAUGGGUAAAUAUCAAACAGACUUAAUUUAAUUCUAUUGUUUUUAUCACCAGCAUUCACUAAACUUCAGCUGCUCAGACAUGAUCUCAUCUCUCCUCAUUUCUUUAAUGUAAAAUAAAUCUGCGAGCGGUGAGAGAGUUGGAACCUGGAUGUUAAAUACGAAAAUGUUCUGAUGCUACAAUGAAGUUCCAAUAAUUACAGCUUCAGUGGUCUGAAAUUUCUGACAUUUAUAUACAGUAUAUAUAAAAAUUCAAAGUGUAGUCUUCAAGUUUGUGUUAUAGUUACUUUAGUUACUUGUGUUUGAUACUUUCAGUACUGUUUUACAUCACAGAAUUUUUCCUGUUCUCUAGUUUUCAGCUCCGCUAUGGUCACGAAUGGUCUCUAAUUGCUGGAAAAAAAGUUGGAGAUGCUCAAGAGAUGGAACUGUUUGACAAUGAAGCCAUCAUCCAGGUCUCUGGGAAGUAUACCUCUUACUUGCAGUCAGUGGUGUUUAUAACCAACAGAGGCCGCUCACUGUGGGCGGGGCAGCCUGCUGGAAGAUCCUUCAACAUGUAUCCCACCCACAGCGUGGCGGAGUUGCGCUUCCUCAGCGGUCGCUACACUUCUGUCAUUACUUCCUUCCAAGCUCAUUGGGGUUUAGUAGCAUCCACAUGA
Xyrichtys novacula (pearly razorfish) is the source of this 1149-nucleotide messenger RNA. Lineage: Eukaryota; Metazoa; Chordata; Actinopteri; Labriformes; Labridae. The record is from the annotation of a GenBank genome assembly.